Molecule: messenger RNA, 576 nt
Organism: Camellia sinensis
Lineage: Eukaryota; Viridiplantae; Streptophyta; Magnoliopsida; Ericales; Theaceae
Product: GDSL esterase/lipase At2g03980-like
Source: RefSeq, a predicted model, not a curated record
AUGGCUGGAAUAUUUUCUCUAUUAACUAUGCUUUCUUUGGCUUCCCUUCUGACUGAAGCCUCUGUCCAUAUCCUUGCAUUAUACGUAUUCGAGGACGCAAUAGUUGAUGGAGGAAACACGCAGCCAACUCCACCAUAUGCCAUUGAUCUUAACACAACAAUACCCAUUCACUGGACCAAUGGAAAAACUAUUGCUAAUUUCAUUGUGAGCUUCCUGGGAUUGUCAUUUGUUCCAGCUUACACAAACACUUCAAGAGUGGAAAUAUCCAAAACCAAUGUAAACUAUGGACAUGUUGGUUGUGAUCAGAUCGGCCAAUAUAAUUUAACUGUGGCAAAUGAUCUUACAAAAGCAUUCAACGAACAAGAACUUGUCCAGCAUUUGACAAGUUUUGUUUUUCUUGUUUCAUUUGGCAUAAAUGACUACUCCUUCAACUAUCUAUCCUCUAGGGUUGUGAACAAAAUGGCACCCCAAGAAUUUGCAAAAAUACUUCUGAAUGAAAUGUUGACAGAUGGUAUUGGGAUUGUUAUAAUUGUAGCACUCGCUGGUGGUAUUGUUCUUCCCGACAACAAAGAAUGA